CCCGGGGGCAGGGGCGGGCGGCCAGGGGGGUGGGGCCCACGGCAGGGCCGCCUCCCCUCUUUCCCGGAGCCUGGGCGGAGAGGGAGGAAAACUUCUUCCUGGCCUGGGCUGCGGGCCGCUCCGUCCGCCAACCCUGCGGUCCCGCCCACCGGCGCCUCCCCCGGCUCCCCAGUGUCCGCCAUGGCCAAAGCCUACGACCACCUCUUCAAGUUGCUGCUCAUCGGGGACUCGGGGGUGGGCAAGACUUGUCUGAUCAUUCGCUUUGCAGAGGACAGCUUCAACAACACCUACAUUUCCACCAUCGGAAUUGACUUCAAGAUCCGAACUGUGGAUGUAGAGGGGAAGAAGAUCAAAUUGCAGGUCUGGGACACAGCUGGCCAAGAGCGAUUCAAGACAAUAACUACUGCCUAUUACCGUGGAGCCAUGGGUAUUAUCCUAGUAUAUGACAUCACAGAUGAGAAAUCCUUCGAGAAUAUUCAGAACUGGAUGAAAAGCAUCAAAGAGAAUGCCUCAGCUGGGGUGGAGCGCCUGCUGCUGGGGAACAAGUGUGACAUGGAGGCCAAGAGGAAGGUGCAGAAGGAGCAGGCUGUUAAGCUGGCUCGGGAGCAUGGGAUCCGGUUCUUCGAGACAAGUGCCAAGUCCAGCACAAAUGUGGAUGAGGCUUUCAGUUCCCUGGCCCGGGACAUCUUGCUCAAGUCAGGAGGCCGGAGAUCGGGAAACAGCCACAAGCCCCCCGGCACUGACCUGAAAGCUUGUGACAAGAAGAACACCAGCAAGUGCUCCCUCGGCUGAGGACCCUAGGCCCGGAGGCUGACCCUGAGGGAGGCAGGGCUGAGGGUGGGCAGGAGAGAAACAGCACGUGGGACUUGGAGGGGCUAGAGGUAGGUAGAUGGUGGAAGAGUAGGGAGCAAAUGGAGAAGAACACAGGAAGGCGAGAGAUGGUAAGGAGGUAGAAUAGAGAGGGAAGGAGAGGCAAGGAGGAGGGAGAGAGAGGCGAGGGAGUGAAAGGAGGGGAGGGCGGCAGGAAAGAACCGGACCUGGGUGUCAGACCUUCCCUGGGCUUCUAGGGCAGACAUAAAUGUAAAUAAACAGUUGAUAUGUUGUUACUGGA
Messenger RNA from Ailuropoda melanoleuca (giant panda), 1111 nucleotides. It is a transcript of the gene RAB13, whose product is annotated as RAB13, member RAS oncogene family. The record is from RefSeq and is a predicted model, not a curated record. Gene Ontology annotation, molecular function: GTPase activity; GTP binding. Bases 181 to 792 code for a protein of 203 amino acids. NCBI's taxonomy places the organism in Eukaryota, Metazoa, Chordata, Mammalia, Carnivora, Ursidae. The transcript is spliced from 8 exons.